UCAUGUGUAACGAACUCAGCGAGUAACCGCGUGCUUCCGCACCGCGGCGGGUCAGCUGAUGGAGACGGCACGCGGAAACUGGAAAGCCAAUUGGAGCAGAGCGGCGGUGGACGUGGAGAGUCACCGGAGCGUUUCUGCACGUUAACGUCACCGUUUCAUGUCGACAAACCGCGGGGUUAACUCUUAACGUGAGCGCACGACUCUCACCUUCAGCUCAGGCAGCGUCUCUUAACGUGAGAAACAGAGAGAAACAGAGAGAGAGAGGGGCUGGUGAUCCUCAGCAGGAAGUUAUGGCGCACAGCGAGUCGUUGGUGGCGUUGAAUGGGACCCAGAUUUCCUUCAUCGGACAUGACUGUAAAGACAUUCCAGACUUCCUUGGAGACAAGUACGGCCACUUUGCAAGACGGCUGGAUCUCAGCUUCAAUCUGCUCAGGUCACUGGCGGGCCUCAAAGUGUUCACUGAGCUGGAAGAGCUGGUCGUCGACAACAAUCUGCUUGGAAAUGACCUGCGGUUGCCCAGGUUACCCAACCUCCACACCCUGACACUCAAUAAGAACCACCUGACUGAUAUCGAGGCCCUGCUGGAACACUUGGCUGAUGUGACCCCGUCGCUGGAGUACCUAAGCCUGCUGGGAAAUGAGGCCUGCCCCAACCAGCUGGUCAGCCCAGAUAAGGACGAGGACGACUACCAGAGAUACAGGUACUUUGUUCUGUACAAGUUGCCCCAGCUGAAGUUCCUGGACACGAGGAAAGUCACCCAAAAAGAGGUGAUGGAGGCCCAGGCGAGAGGAGCAUUCAUGAAAGUGGUCAAACCAAAGUCAGAAGCUCUGCCUAAUGACUCUAGAUCUGAGAGUCACCCAUCGUCCUACACUCCUCUGCCCCGAGGGUCCAGAGACGCCAAGAACCACAAAGGGGUAUUCGCUAAGUGUCGCUACAUCUACUACGGAAAGCACUCAGAAGGCAACAGAUUCAUCCGCAACGACCAACUCUGAUGGAAAGAAUCUGGUCGGACACAGAGAGGGACACGGACCACGACAGAUGUCAGCAGAAGGAAAGAUGAUCAAACAAAUCCUUUAUUUAUUAAAUGCACUGCUAAAAUGCGAGUCAGCUGUUUUCCCGCUGGAGAAUAAUUUAAACCGUAGCAAAAUAUGUUGUUGUGGUUAUGCAAGGUGAAUGUUUUUUUUAAGAUCUUAAGAUCGUACCCCAGCACUUCGGCCUCCUCUGAGCUCGGUCUUCUUCCAGCUCAGAGUCGGACAUGACACUUCCACUGACAUGAUUGCCUCUAAGCAUCAGCAACUGCACAACUACAGACACACACAUGCAAAGGACAGUCUCUCUCUCUCUCUCUCUCUCUCUCUCUCUCUCUCUCUCUCUCUCUCCCCCUCUCCCCCUCUCUCUCUCCCCCUCUCCAUCUUACACACAGAUCCGUUCAAUUGCAUCCUUUUCUUUGACAGCCAUGAUGGAUCACCCAUCCACUGCCGCCACUAAUCAAGGGUGAAAGGGGUGACGGUCACACACCUGGGGCCUGACAUAGACUCAUCCCUCUGUCUCUCUCUCUCCCUUUCUCUCUCUCUCUCUAUUUGUAUCCUUUACUUACACACGCACGCACACACACACGCACACACACACACACACACACACACACACACACACACACACACACACACACACACACACACACACACACACACACACACACAUUACUGCUGUUUGAAACAUAGAGACAUCAACAGAACAAGGUUUUGAGGCAUGAUCAGUCUGGUUUGUGUCAGAGUGCAGAGUACUUCUUAUUUUAUUUGAACGCAUCUUAUUGAAUUUAUUUCAGUUUAGAGGAGAAAGAGAAACUUGUUUUUUAAAAAAAUGAGAUAUACAUUUGAUAUUCAGGCAAGGAUUUUGUUAGUUUUCUGUUAUUAUGAACUGUUUUUCAGGAAGAGAUGUGUCGAUGCAGCUUUAAAAGUCAAAACAUUCCAAUAUUAGCUUUAAUGAAGUGUGCAUUCCAGGUUUAUGUUAUUGUGCACUGUGUGUCUUCAGCCAGUUUACUGCUUUCUAUUGUGAUGACUUAUAAAUCUUCAGAAAAUUGCAUUUGACACAAUAUUAAACACAAAGUUAGAACCAAAUUUGUUCAAUGUUUACGUUUUAUAGUACUUUUAAGAUGAUUACACAAAUUAAUAAAGAAUUGUAACAACAGCAGAAGGUAAAGUGCCAUUUUUUAAUAUCUGAUUUUAUAGUUCUGCAGGCAACCGUCCAAUCUGAGAAUCGGAGAUGAAUGAAUGAUGUAAUGGAUGUAAUGUAAAACUGUACAAGCGGGCUUCAAGUAUUAAAAGAGGUUAACUUAU
Molecule: messenger RNA, 2336 nt
Organism: Hippoglossus stenolepis (Pacific halibut)
Lineage: Eukaryota; Metazoa; Chordata; Actinopteri; Pleuronectiformes; Pleuronectidae
Gene: lrmda
Product: leucine rich melanocyte differentiation associated
Exons: 7
Coding region: 291-992 (233 amino acids)
Biological process (GO): melanocyte differentiation
Molecular function (GO): protein binding
Source: RefSeq, a predicted model, not a curated record